UCCACGACCAACGUGAUCAGUACGUCACCAAUUCAUAUGUUGGAUAAAUACCCUCCUCCACAGCCGAAACACAAACUAACAUCCCAACUCAAUACAAGAUCUGAAAGCAACGCAACUCGCGACUGGUGUCUGUCCGAGGAGGUUUUUCAAAAGAAGAAAAGGAGAAAAGGCUUUUUUUGGGUCGUCAUUUUGAAAUUUGAAUUGGCCUACACACAAUGGUUAUCCUCGAGUUUUACUGUUGCCCCUGUGGAAGUUGUGAGAAAAUGCUGGUUGAAUUUACAAAAUUUUCUGAAGUCCAAGAAAUAAACAGAGUUGCAGAAUCAGAUAAGGUGACCAUUUCAAUCACCGGUGAUCCAUCAAGAGUUAAAACAGUUCUUAAAAAUAAAAGAAAACAAGUUUUGGAGCACUUUGAGCAAAACCCGACCAUAAACAACCACAAAAUGCAAAUUGUAUUACCACAGAAUCCAGUUUCAGGAAUUCGUGGCCAACAUAUGAUACCACCACAGCCAGUUGACAAACCGACUGUGAAGAAAUCUCAAGUUUGCUGCCCAAAGUGCAACCGUGAGCUCAAGUUGAAAAAGUCUAACAAACGGUUCACAUGCGAUGGAUGUAUGCAGGAUGGAUUUGGAUCACGAAACCGAUGCGAGGACUGCAAUUAUGACUUGCACCAGGAGUGCACGUCACCUGAACCUACCAUUUCCCCCGAGUUUUUUCGAAUAGUCAUCUUUGAAUUUUGUCGUCAACCAAAACAAAGUACAAGCAGGUCCUGUUAUGCAUGCGGAAAAAGUAUACAUGGCUAUUUUUAUCAUUGCAAAUCAAAUCAAUUGAAUCUACAUCCAUGUUGUGCCAAACUCAAAAUCAAAUUAUGUGGCAUGGAUUUUGUUCAUCAAGAUGAGGUGGUCUCAUCAUCAUCAUCAUCGUCAGAGUGUAUGUGGUGCAAGAAGCAAGCAUCAUCGAGUAGUACAAAAUCGCACGAUCCAGGUGGUUGUUCUUAUGUUUGUACAAGAACCAAGUUUCAUUUUCAUGUGUAUUGCAUUACUGAAAUGGUGCACGAAGCUUGGAAGAAAGGUGUUAUCAUUGAUGACAGUACCAAUGAUAUUUCUACGGCACUCAAAGAAAUGGAUUUGCUGUAAGAUUUAAUAAUACAU
Molecule: messenger RNA, 1148 nt
Organism: Camellia sinensis
Lineage: Eukaryota; Viridiplantae; Streptophyta; Magnoliopsida; Ericales; Theaceae
Source: RefSeq, a predicted model, not a curated record